Molecule: messenger RNA, 3351 nt
Organism: Glycine soja
Lineage: Eukaryota; Viridiplantae; Streptophyta; Magnoliopsida; Fabales; Fabaceae
Product: TMV resistance protein N-like
Exons: 4
Coding region: 244-3252 (1002 amino acids)
Biological process (GO): defense response; signal transduction
Molecular function (GO): ADP binding
Source: RefSeq, a predicted model, not a curated record
ACAGAAUUUGUGAAAUUUGCUAAUUUUUUAUGUCUGACAAUUUUAAUGGGGGACGGGGAGAAGUUAAAAUUUAGUACGAUUUUGACUUAUUUGAGAGAGAGAGAGAAAAGAAGAAGAAAAAAGCGAGAUAUUUUCCACAAGGCUAUCUACUUCGGUACGAUGUCAUUGUUACCAUAUGUUCAAGUCUGAUUCUACACUCCCACCAUAUCAACCAUUAUCAUACUAUACUUUUUUCUUCUAAUAAUGGCUGCUACAACACGUUCCCUUGCAUCCAAAUACGAUGUGUUCCUCAACUUCAGAGGGGAAGACACGCGCCAUGGUUUUACUGGCAAUCUCUACAAGGCUCUUCAUGACAGGGGAAUCUACACUUUCAAUUAUGAGCUGGAGCUUCUGAGAGGAGAGAAAAUAGUACCUGCACUUUCCAAGGCAAUUCAAGAGUCCAGGAUUGCUAUUACUGUGCUUUCUGAAAACUAUGCUUAUUCCUCAUUUUGUUUAGAUGAACUUGUAACCAUCCUUGACUACAAGAGUGAAGGGCUGUUGGUUAUACCGGUCUUUUACAAAGUAGAUCCUUAUUAUGUCAGCCACCAGCGAGGUAGUUAUGGAGAAGCAAUGGCUAAGCAUGAGAAAAGGUUCGAAUCUAAGAUGGAGAAGCUGCAGAAAUGGAGGACGGCUUUGCAUCAAGUAGCUGACUUGUCUGGCUAUCAUUUCGAAGAUGGAGAUGCAUAUGAAUUCAAAUUUAUUGAGAGUAUUGUUGAGGAGCUCUCUAGGAAGAUUAGUCGGGCUACUUUACCUGUUGGGGAUUAUCAAGUUGGUCUAGAGUCACAAGUGACAGAGGUAAUGAAGCUUUUGGAUGUUGGAUCCCAUGAUGGUGUCCACAUCAUAGGGAUCCAUGGAAUAGGCGGGUUAGGAAAAACAACACUUGCUCUGGCAGUAUAUAAUUUGAUUGCUCUCCAAUUUGAUGAAUCCUGUUUUCUUGAAAACGUGAGAGAAGAAUCAAAUAAACAUGGGUUAAAACACCUUCAAAGCAUCAUUAUUUCAAAAUUACUUGGUGAGAAGGACAUCAACUUAACAAGUUGGCAAGAAGGAGCUUCAAUGAUACAAAGUAGGCUCCGAAGAAAGAAGGUUCUCUUGAUUUUAGACGAUGUCAACAAGCGCGAGCAAUUAAAGGCUUUUGUUAGAAGAUCUGAUUGGUUUGGUCCCGGUAGCAGAGUCAUCAUUACCACUCGGGACAAACAUAUUCUAAAAUAUCAUGAGGUUGAAAGAACUUAUGAGGUGAAGGUUUUGAAUCAGAGUGCUGCUCUUCAAUUGCUUAAGUGGAAUGCUUUUAAAAGAGAAAAAAUUGAUCCAAGUUAUGAGGACGUCUUGAAUCGUGUAGUAGCUUAUGCUUCUGGCCUUCCAUUGGCUUUGGAAGUCAUAGGCUCGGCCUUGUUUGAAAAAACUGUAGCAGAAUGGGAAUCUGCUGUGGAACAUUAUAAAAGAAUUCCCAGUAAUGAAAUCCAAGAGAUACUAAAAGUAAGCUUUGAUGCUUUGGAGGAAGAACAAAAGAAUGUUUUUCUUGAUAUUGCUUAUUUCUUGAAAGGGUAUAAAUGGAAAGAGGUUGAUGAUAUACUCCGUGCUCUUUAUGGUAACUGCAAGUAUCAUAUUGCGGUGUUGGUUGAAAAAUCUCUCAUAAAGCAUAAGCGCUCUAAUAGUGAUACUGUUGAAAUGCACGACCUGAUUCAGGACAUGGGUAGAGAAAUUGGGCGGCAGAGAUCACCAGAAGAGCCCUGGAAGUGCAAGAGAUUAUGGUCACCAAAAGAUACAAUUCAAGUUUUAAAACACAACACGGGAACUAGUAAAAUUGAAAUCAUAUGUCUGGAUUGCUCCAUAUCUGAGAAAGAAGAAACAGUGGAAUGGAAUGAAAACGCCUUCAUGAAGAUGGAAAACCUUAAAAUACUUAUUAUUAGAAAUGGCAAAUUUUCCAAAGCUCCCAGUUAUUUUCCAGAAGGUUUGAGAGUACUGGAAUGGCACAGAUAUCCUUCAAAUUGUUUACCAUCUAACUUUAAUCCGAACAACCUUGUUAUAUGCAACUUACCUGACAGUUCCAUGACGUCAUUUGAGUUCCAUGGCUCAUCGAAGGCAUGUUUAAAGAGUAUAUUUUCCUCAUUGCAUGGCUCAUCGAAGAAGCUCGGGCAUCUAACAGUUUUGAAUUUUGACUGGUGCAAAUUUUUAACCCAGAUACCUGAUGUAUCUGAUCUUCCAAAUUUGAGGGAACUUUCAUUUCAAUGGUGUGAGAGUUUAGUUGCAGUUGAUGAGUCAAUUGGUUUUCUGAAGAAACUUAAAAUAUUGAAUGCUGCUGGUUGCAGGAAGCUUACGAGUUUUCCGCCUCUCAACUUGACCUCUCUUGAAACACUUGAACUUUCUCACUGUUCCAGUCUAGAGUAUUUGCCAGAAAUAUUAGGAAAGAUGGAAAACAUAAGGGAACUUUCAUUUCAAUGGUGUGAGAGUUUAGUUGCAGUUGAUGAGUCAAUUGGUUUUCUGAAGAAACUUAAAAUAUUGAAUGCUGCUGGUUGCAGGAAGCUUACGAGUUUUCCGCCUCUCAACUUGACCUCUCUUGAAACACUUGAACUUUCUCACUGUUCCAGUCUAGAGUAUUUGCCAGAAAUAUUAGGAGAGAUGGAAAACAUAAGGGAACUUUCAUUUCAAUGGUGUGAGAGUUUAGUUGCAGUUGAUGAGUCAAUUGGUUUUCUGAAGAAACUUAAAAUAUUGAAUGCUGCUGGUUGCAGGAAGCUUACGAGUUUUCCACCUCUCAACUUGACCUCUCUUGAAACACUUGAACUUUCUCACUGUUCCAGUCUUGAGUAUUUUCCAGAAAUAUUAGGAGAGAUGGAAAACAUAAAGGCACUUCAUUUGGAACGCCUUCCCAUAAAAGAAUUGCCAUUUUCAUUUCAAAAUCUUAUUGGACUCCGUGAGAUAACCCUGAGGAGGUGUAGAAUUGUUCGGUUACGAUGUAGCUUAGCCAUGAUGCCCAAUCUGUUUCGAUUCCAAAUUAGAAAUUGCAACAGCUGGCAAUGGGUAGAAUCGGAAGCAGGUGAAGAAAAAGUGGAGGUUAGAUAUCCAAAUGUGUUAGACUUAGAGAGCUCUGCAUCAGAAAGCCCCUCCUUGCUACAAACCAUAGCUUUGGGGACACGCAAGUUUUCCGUAGCUUUUUUCUUAUUUUUUUCAUGUUUUUUAUUUUAUUAUUUUGGUUUAAGUUGUCAAAAAUUCACUUAACCCAACUGAUGUUCACCCUAUCUUCAUCACGUACUUUUGAUUCAUUUAUAUUCAUCUUUCACGACUUUAUGCAUUUUCUAUAUAUAACCUUUCAAGUUU